GGUAAGACUUUUCAAGCACAUGUUAUUGGUUUGUUUACGUUCUGAACGAGAGUAGUUGGAGCGCAUUGAGGAACUUGUUGUAGUUUUAAAAUAAAAUAUUUAAAUAAAAAUGAAAUUCUCGUAUAAGUUUUCCAAUUUAUUGGGUGCAACAUAUCGAAGUGGAAACAUACUGUUUACACCAGAUGGAAACUCAGUGAUAAGUCCUGUUGGUAAUCGGUUAUCCAUAUUUGAUCUAAAAAAUCAUAAAAGUCGUACAUUAUCUUUGGAAUCGAAUUAUAAUUAUUCUGCCAUUGCACUUUCUCCAAAUGGUAGUCUACUGAUUGCAGUGAAUGAUUGCGGCCAAGCUCAAUUAAUAAGUAUGGUUUCAUGUACAGUGAUACAUACCCAUAAAUUUCAAAAUAAGGUACAAUGCAUUCAAUUCAGUCCAGAUGGAGCUUACUUUGCAGUGGCUCGUGGAAAUAUUAUACUUAUUUUUCGUACACCAGGUGAACUUACAGGCGAAUAUAGUCCAUUUGUUUUAGUACGCAAUUUUAUUGGUGGCUAUGAAGAUAUCAGUUGGUUAGACUGGUCAACAGAUUCACGUUUUUUGGCAAUAGGUUGCCGUGAUAAUUCCACAAAAAUUAUUGCUAUACGAUAUUUGACUAACUUCAGAACGUAUAACUUAGGUGGCCAUACAGAUGCUAUUGUUGCUUGCUUUUUUGAAGACAAUAGUCUUCAUUUAAACACUGUUAGUCGUAAUGGUCAACUAUGUUUAUGGGAGUGUAGUCUAGGAUUUAAGGAUAUUGGUAAAGUGAACAAAAUUGAAGACAUUCUACCACCUAAAAUAACGAAAACUGGCGAUGAUGCAGAUGAUUCUGAGGAUGAUAUUAAAGAUGAUAUUGAAAAAUCAAAAUCCGAUGAAAAAUUGCUUGCAGAAGGUGUUGACGAAAAUGAUGUAAAAGAUGUGGAAGCAAGGAAAAUGCAUCCGUUUUACUAUAAAAAACUUUCACGUCAUUAUCUUGCUAAUGAACCCCGCAAAGAACAACCUAAAGUUGUGUUAACUGCUACACAUUAUAAUAAAAAGACUAAAAUUCUGGUGGUUGCAUUUAGCAAUGGUUCGUUUUAUUUGUAUGAACUACCUGAAGUAAAUAUGAUACAUUCAUUAAGUGUAUCGGAUUAUCCAAUAUCUACUGCACUUUUUAAUUGCACUGGAGAUUGGGUAGCUUUAGCUUCAAAAGAAUUAGGUCAAUUGCUUGUUUGGGAGUGGCAAAGUGAACAGUACAUAAUGAAACAGCAAGGACAUACCAGUGAAAUGUCUUGCACUGCGUAUUCACCUGAUGGUCAGUUUAUUGCAACGGGUGGCGAAGACUCUAAAGUUAAGUUGUGGAACACCCAAAAUGGGUUUUGUUUUGUGACGUUCACUGAACAUACUGGUAAUGUUACUGGUGUUCAAUUUAGUAAAAACAAAAAGUUUUUAGUGAGUAGCUCUUUGGAUGGAACUGUACGUGCUUUCGAUAUAACAAGAUAUCGAAAUUUUCGUACAUUCACUUCUCCAGAACCUGUACAGUUUUCUUGUGUAGCAAUUGAUCAUUCUGGGGAGUUAGUAGUCGCUGGAGGACAAGAUGUAUUUGAUAUAUAUUUAUGGUCAGUAAAGAUGGGAAAUCUUCUGGAAGUUAUUAGUGGUCAUGAAGGACCAGUGACAUCAGUUGCUUUUUCACCUGUAGCUACUUCCUCGACUCUUGUAUCAGGUUCAUGGGACAAGACAACAAAAAUCUGGAACUGUUUAGAGGAUAACAGUAAGCAUGAGACUAUUGAUAUAUUAUCUGAUGUAACAUGUGUUGCAUUCAAUCCUAAUGGCGAAGAUAUUGCUGUUGCAGCUUUAAGUGGUAAUAUAAUGAUAUUUAAUGUUAAAUCAGCUUCGCAAGUAAGCUCAAUUGAAGGCCGAAAUGAUUUGGGAGCUGGGCGCUCUGAAACUGAUUUAAUAACUGCUAAAAAAAAUUUGAAGGGAAAAUAUUUCUCUUCUCUUGAAUAUUCUGCUGAUGGUGAAUGUAUUUUAGCUGCAGGUAACUCACAAAUGAUUUGUAUUUAUCAUGUGCGGGAAGCAAUUCUUGUUAAAAAGUUUCAAAUAACUCAAAAUCUGAGUUUAGAUGGCAUGCAUGAUUUUUUAAAUUAUCGCAAUAUAACUGAAUUUGGAAAUAUGGCUUUAAUAGAAAAACGAGAAGAGCUUGAAGGUGGUAAUGUUGCGAUACGUUUACCUGGUGUUCAAAAGGGUGAUAUGGCAUCAAGAAAUUUUAAACCAGAAGUUAGAAUAUUUUCUGUCAAAUUUUCACCAACGGGUCAGUCAUUCUCUGUAGCAUAUACGGAAGGACUUUGUAUUUAUUCUUUGGACAAAGGCGUUGUAUUUGAUCCGUUUGAUUUAUCAAUGGAAGUCACACCAAAAGCUAUAAAAGAAUACUUGCAGAAAGAGGAAUACACAAAAGCGCUUAUUAUGGCAAUUAAACUGAAUGAAGCAAAUGGUAUUGCAACGGUACUGGAAAAAAUUUCAUUUCAAGACAUUGAAUUAAUUUGUUCCAAUCUGCCAAACCAAAUAGCAGGUAGGCUACUGCAGGCAGUGGCACGAAUGCUGCAAUCAACACAUCAUAUAGAAUUCUAUUUACAAUGGUGUUGCUGUUUGCUGAACAGUCAUGGAAAUCGGGAUGGAGUUUUUGAACAUCAUGCACUGUUAUCUCUGCACGAAAGCAUGUCACGAAAAUAUGAACUACUUAACAAAAUUUGUGAUUUUAACAAGUAUACCAUGAGGAUUAUAUUAGACGCAGUGGAUAAGCAAAACGAUUCGCAAAAUAAUAAAUCAAAUAAGAAUUCUACAGAAAUAACUGCUGAUUCGAGCGAUGAUGAUGAAGAAAUGCUUCUAAUUAAGACAAAUCAUGGGGAUGUUAAAGAUGAAAGUGAAUUUGUUGAAGAAAGUAGUAGCAGUAGUAGUGGCGACGAAAAUGACAGUGAGAAUGAAGAAAAUAGGAUUUAACAGAUGAACUUGAUUAAAAUAAGUUAUAUAAUAAAUAUUUUUUAUUGCUAUGAUGUGACCAUAUGACUAUAAGAU
Teleopsis dalmanni is the source of this 3076-nucleotide messenger RNA. Its product is annotated as periodic tryptophan protein 2 homolog. Lineage: Eukaryota; Metazoa; Arthropoda; Insecta; Diptera; Diopsidae. The transcript is spliced from 11 exons. Gene Ontology annotation, cellular component: Pwp2p-containing subcomplex of 90S preribosome; small-subunit processome. The record is from RefSeq and is a predicted model, not a curated record. Gene Ontology annotation, molecular function: protein binding. Gene Ontology annotation, biological process: ribosomal small subunit assembly; maturation of SSU-rRNA from tricistronic rRNA transcript (SSU-rRNA, 5.8S rRNA, LSU-rRNA). Bases 110 to 3001 code for a protein of 963 amino acids.